CGCYAUCGCAGGUAUUUUCGUGGACGGGAAAUUCAGACCCGAGAGUACAAGAAGGAGAGAGAGCGGGUAAGCGCCCAACGGAUAAAAAGCUAGCUAGCUAUGGGGAACGCACUCCAKAGAGCAACAGACAGGUGCUCCAUCGCGCUCGAGGCUGCGACCUCCACCCCGACYGGGACGGUGGCCGUGGCCGCUGGCGCCUUGGUUUCCGCGGGGAUGGUGGCCAAGAACCGGAAGCGAAUCUGCAAAUCGGUCUGCGAAGACCUGCCCCUGUACUUCCUGACGUACCACCGAUCCACCGUGGUCACCGUCUUUGGGCUGCCCCUUUCCCUUCUGUGGAACUUUGCCAUGAACGCCCGCUCGAAAUACAUCCACACCUUUCACUCSGCACCCCACCUGCACAACGAUCGGGUGGCCACCAUCCAGAAAAAGGUCCGAAACCGGCCCAACAAAAACGCUCCCAUCUGCACGGCCCGACCCGGCUGGCAAUCCGUUUCCCUCUCGUACCGAAAUUACAAGAGCAAGUGGAACGCGAUCGAAAUGCCGCUCUACGAUAUCCUAGAAGUGGACGAAGGGUCCAUGAUCGUGCACGUCGAGCCCUUUGUGUCCAUCGGGCAGCUGACGCACGCCCUGAAUCCAAAGGGUCUCACCCUGCCCGUGGUUCCGGAAAUGGACGAUCUAACGGUCGGAGGACUCAUCAACGGAACCGGCAUCGAGUCGUCCUCGCACAAGUACGGCUUGUUCCACGAGAUUAUCACGGAACUGGAGCUCAUGCUGGGGGACGGAUCCGUCGUGGUUGCCACUGCCGACAACGAGUACAGCGACCUCUUCCACGCCAUUCCGUGGUCCUACGGAACCCUCGCCCUCUUGCUCAGCGCCAAGCUCCGGCUGAUCCCAUGCAAGCAGUACGUUAGGCUGACCUACACCCCCCACCGCACGCGGRAGGGGUACGUCGAACACAUGCGGGAACUCUCGGGGGAAUACAACAAGGAGGUCGAGAACGGAAGGAAAAACACCCCCGUCCCAAUGUUUGUCGAGGGCCUGGCCUAUUCGCUCGAGUCUGCCGUGGUCAUGGCGGGCGACUUUGUCGACGCAAAGGACGUUCCGCGGGGGUCCGCCAAUCGGAUCAGCCUGUGGUGGAAGCCCUGGUUCUACAAGCACGUGGAAAAGAUCCUGAACGAAGGCGAGGAAACAGUUGAGUACAUACCACUCCUGGAUUAUUACCACCGCCACACACAGUCGCUGUUUUGGGAGAUGGAGCUCAUGAUCCCCAUCGGAAACYACCCCGUGUUUCGUUGGCUGCUUGGGUGGCUCAUGCCUCCAAAGGUAUCCUUCCUUAAGAUCUCGCARACGGAGCUGACCCGGAAGCUCACCGAACGGACCCACGUGGCCCAGGAUUUCCUGGUCCCGACCCGCAAGAUGUUCGACUUUCUKGCCAUUUGCGACGAGGAUUUCGACAGGAUCUACCCCCUCUGGCUGUGCCUGCACGACCACGCGCCGAUGCCCGGGUCCCUGCUGAAGGACCCGGCGGUCCCCAAACCAUCCAACGGCCACGAGAUGUACAUCGACAUCGGCGUCUACGGCCUGCCCCGCUGCGUGCACGAGAAGCGCGAGGAGGACUUUGACAUGAAGCGAUCGAUGCGCGCCGUCCUGAAAAAGCUGGUGGACAUGAACGGCUUUCAGAUGYUGUACGCCGACGUCUUUUUUACCCGGGAGGAAUUCGAGGGGAUGUUCGACCACACCGGAUACAAGAAGCUGCGGGCCAAGUACAAGGCGGACGGCGGGGCCUUUAAGGAGGUCUACGACAAGAUGAACAUUCUCUUAUAGAUCAAACCACCCCCCAAAAACAAGAAAUUAAAAUCAUAGCGCAGGU
Molecule: messenger RNA, 1870 nt
Organism: Pseudo-nitzschia multistriata
Lineage: Eukaryota; Bacillariophyta; Bacillariophyceae; Bacillariales; Bacillariaceae
Source: the annotation of a GenBank genome assembly